Molecule: messenger RNA, 1642 nt
Organism: Paramacrobiotus metropolitanus
Lineage: Eukaryota; Metazoa; Tardigrada; Eutardigrada; Parachela; Macrobiotidae
Product: cation channel sperm-associated protein 3-like
Exons: 2
Coding region: 401-1555 (384 amino acids)
Biological process (GO): transmembrane transport; monoatomic ion transport
Cellular component (GO): membrane
Molecular function (GO): monoatomic ion channel activity
Source: RefSeq, a predicted model, not a curated record
AAUUAAAUCAACAAUAUUUUUGCAGAUUACACUGUAAACUUCGCAGUGUGCCUUUGCCUUGUGAAAUGUCUUAAUGUCAUGAGACAUGUAUGAAUAAGCUUAUUUAAUUGCUCAAUAUGUACAAGACUUAGAAGACUUAUUUAUAUAUUACUUCUGUGAAUUUUACAGCGGAAGGAGAAUUUUAAGAGCAAAACUAAUUACACAUAAUUGUGCAUAUCAAUAUAGAAUGCAGAGUCCUUAACGAAUGCAGUUCGGAAAUUUUCAAGCAGCAAAGCGAAGCAAUCUGUUUCGAUCUGAACAUGCUUGCAAAGUUAGAAUAAUAUCAAGUUUUUCAUGAAUAAAUCAGAACCAUAGUGUAUUGUAACUGGAAAUCUGGAGUGACAUCCGCCCAAAGGUCACCAUGACCGCAACAAUGGAUACCUCCGCGGACAACGAGCCCAUCAAGCUGCGCUCGCGUCUGCAUGGGCACAUGCUGCAAUGGACACAUCACUGGUCCUUCAACGGUGCGGUGAUACUCACCAUUGCCGUCAACGCCAUCGUCCUGGCCAUUGAGACGACAGACAACCUGGACAGUUGGACGCUGCUGGCCAUUAAAGUGCUUAAUGAUAUCUUUCUAGCUGUGUAUACUAUCGAGUUUUUUGUAAAAAUUUAUGUGGAUCCCACGGGAUACUGGAAGAACGGGUUUAAUUUAUUUGACUUCAUUGUGCUGAUUUUCACAUGGGUGGACUUCGCGGUGACCGUGUCGGCGUCAUCGCAAAACUCCUCGCAGUUUGGCUUCGUGAAGGUACUUAGAAUUUUACGGUUACUGCGUGUACUGCGGACCAUCUCCUUCAUCCAGAGCCUACAGGUCAUCGUCACCGCGCUGAUGACCACCAUCCGCGAGUACAUGCUCAACCUGAUGGUCGUCCUCUUCCUCAUCAUGUUCAUCUUCGGCGUCAUGGCCUUCUACCUGUACGCGCCCUAUUCGGACAAAUUCGCCAGUUUGGGUCAGUCCAUGCUGGCGCUGGUGACCCUCGUCACCACCGACAACUGGACGGAGAUCGAAGCGGACAUUGACAGCCAGCCGAGCGCCCGCUGGUUCUGCGUCAUCUUCACCUUCAUCGGCUCAUACAUCUUCACCAACGUCUUCGUCUCCAUCGUCAUCGUCAACCUCACCGACGCCACGCAGGCCUACAUCGACGCCGACCGGGCGCAGCGCAAACAGAUCGUCGCCGACAAGACAAUCGCCAUGAAUCAGAAACAGAAGGAAGAGGCCGUCAGCUUCCGGUUGUUUUUGGAGCAGGAUCGGCGCGCGAAAUUCGCUAACUAUGAACAGCUGCUGAAAUCCGUGGAGGGACUGUUGCAGCAUGCGGAGAAACCGGAGGAACGGGUGUUGUGCGGGGAUACCAGUCUGAAUCUCCUGUUUGUCCAGCAGUUUGUCAGUGUGCUGGACCUGAUCGAUAAUGAGACGUAUAUACAGCGGAAUCUGUACCGGGAGAUGGGGAAUCUAUUGGGAUUAGUCGUUGAACAGAAACUGAUGAAUCAAACAUUCACAGAACCUUCCAAAAAGGAAUAAACUACCUGGAUAAAUUACACGACAAACUGAAAUUGCACGAAUAACUUGUAUUUAUUUUCAUCUUGUACAAUGAAACGAAAACAGAAA